ACUGUCGGGGUAUCUAUGACAAACCCUGAAGCAAAUAGUCAGAAAUUCGAAAGAGAAGCAAGUAGAUACUUUCUAAUGGCUGUUCUGUCCCUAAAGAAGUUUGCUAUUAUUACAAUUCUCCCAAUUUUUCUGGAAAUUGCAUUUUCGACGUCAAACAAAGACUUUUGCGGAAACAUAUUUGAAACUCAAGUUGAUGGUGUUUUAGCUGGACAUACCUUUAGUACUACUGUUGUUUUUCACGACUUUGAAUGCCAGCUACAGUGCCUUGGAAGUGAUAACAACUUCUGCAAGUCGUUCAAUGUACGACCAGGAAACAAAACAAAAGACCGCAUCUGUGAGCUGAACAACAGUACACGACAGCUGAAACCAAGUUAUUUUAAACGGAAAAAAGGAUCUAUAUACUAUGGCUCCAUACAGAUCUCGUGCAUUGUCAUCUCCCUCCAGCACAGUGGAAAAACAAAGAGCGGUCAAUGUCAUUUAGGUUACAAGGGGAAACAUUGCGAAAAAGUCGUCGGAAGUGGGUGCCCACCAGGCAAAAAGACAGACAAUCAGCAGGGCGCUUGCUGUGUCUUCCCUUUCACCUAUAUGGGGAAGACCUUCCACUCUUGUACCAAAUACAAUUGGCACACGUUGUGGUGUGCACUUACUGCUACUUACAAUGGAACUUGGGCUAACUGUGUUUCUUAGAGGAUGAAUAAAGAAAUACAACAAUACAUGACCAUGAUGGAUUGACAUAAAUAGAUGCGACCAACAUUGCACAGAAAGUAUGGUUUAGAUAGCGGCUUAAACUCCUCUGAUAGUUAUGUAUUUAGUUUACUGGAUUCGUGCAAUAAAGGCUGAAUUUUCAGUUUAUUUGAAGAAACAUUUGCCGGUGUAACGGACGCAGGAAUUUUUCUAAUAAUUUGAUUAGAUGAUGAAUAGAAAAGUUAACUCUUAUUUAUCCCAAUCAUAAUCCAGAUUGUACAGUCCUAAAUCCAUCUUUCAAAAUUGACUGCGGCCUUUUUGGUGUGACUAAAAAGAAAUCAAAAGACUAUUACUCUCUUUUUGUCAGUAAAAAGGCUUGCUUUUCAAAUAACACGAGAAAACUGAAGUUUUAUGCCAUUCAAUUUCUUUCUCGAAAGAUUUUGAAUUAUAUUAAUUAUCUUUCACAAAACAGCAGAUACAUCUUAAUUUGAAGGAUAUAUUAAUCGGUCUUUUAACACCAGAACUUCCCUUACUUAACUAUCUGUUACUUACAGGAAAAAUUUAUCUAUGGGCGUGUAGAAGGAAUAAAGAACUCCCAAGUAUACGAGGUUUUCAAUCAAAAGUCAAAUUAAAGUAUGAAACUGAAAAAUAUAUCUGUACAAAAAAGAAUAAUUUAGAUAUGUUUAGGAAGAAGUGGGCAAUGUAAAACCUAGAGGUAGUUGAAUAAUUUAGAAUAUGUCGGGCUGAAACGGGUGACUUUGCUAUGUCAACUUGUUCGUGAGUGUGUGUACGUGAGUGAGUAUGAAUUAGUUGUGUUAUACCGUAGGUCCUGUUUAUUAUGUUUAGUGCAGUAGUUAAGUAUUGUAAUGAAAGUUGUGUAAAUAGUUGUGUGCAAUGUAAUUAAAAAAAAGUUAUGUAUUUAGUUUACUGGAUACGUGUAAUGAAAGCUGAAUUUUCAGUUUAUUUGAAGAAAGAUUUGUCAAUAGACUUAAACUUUGCCGAUGUAACUGACGCGGGAAUUUUUCUAAUAAUUUGAUUAGAUGACCGAUAGAGAAGUUACCUCUUAUUUAUCCCAACUAUGGCAGCAUUUGGCUUGAAGUUGUAAUAAGAAAACUUCUUUCAAACCCACAAGAUAAUAUACAUAUUAUGGCUUAACUUAGACUUCUGAUUGGUCAAAAAAGUCUAUUGUUUAUUUGCCUGUAUACCCAAAGAAAACCGAAACAUCUUCAUAGCGCCACAUGGGGCGAAUUCCUCUUUUAUUUUUAACGUUAUCGAAUUUGAUAUCUAAAAUGCAGUCAAACUAUGUGGUUUCUUCCGCGUUCUAAGCCUUUUUUUUUCUCUACGCGGAUUACAUUAAAGAACCACAAAAAUUCUUGACUAGAAUCCCCCAAACUGCCCGCCGAGAAGGACAAGUUGGCAUGUUUUUGUUUCAAGAAUAUUCUAGCGACAAAGUGACUGGAUUUUCAUUAACUAAGAGAUAAUUACUUGUGCCUUUAUCUUGCAUAUCGCCACUUGUCGUCAGUUUUCUUUGCAAUUUCUGCUCAGUUUUUCUGUGCCAAGGAAAGUAAAGUUCAUCAUUCAUAGAUGUACAUAACUUAGUAAUAAUAAUAAUAAUAAUAAUAAUAAUAAUAAUAAUACAGUAUUUGUAGUGCGCAAAUUCCAUGUGGAUAUGCUCAAAUGCGCAUUACAGGAGUUAAGAACUAACCCUAAAUCAAAUAACAUAUGGAGGUAAAAUUUAGGAAAUCAUAUAACUAUUUAAAUCGUUAAAAACCAAGAGAACUGUAAUAAAUAGGUUAAGAUCACAAUACACAAAAUAAUUAAUAUUUAGCAGACUAUGAAAACGCAUCACGAAAUAAAUGUGUCUUAAGUUUA
Stylophora pistillata is the source of this 2556-nucleotide messenger RNA. RefSeq lists its product as uncharacterized. NCBI's taxonomy places the organism in Eukaryota, Metazoa, Cnidaria, Anthozoa, Scleractinia, Pocilloporidae. The record is from RefSeq and is a predicted model, not a curated record.